Molecule: messenger RNA, 249 nt
Organism: Laetiporus sulphureus 93-53
Lineage: Eukaryota; Fungi; Basidiomycota; Agaricomycetes; Polyporales; Laetiporaceae
Exons: 2
Source: RefSeq, a predicted model, not a curated record
ACAACGGCACUACUGGAUUCUGGAGCAUUCUCCUGCUAUAUCGACCAAAGAUUUGCGGAGAAGUAUGGGUUUAAGAUGAUACCUCUAAACCAAGAAAUCCGAAUCCUGAACGCAGACGCUAGCCCCAACAAGGGUGGCGCGAUUACUCAUCGUGUAGUCACAAGCAUCUUAAUCGGGAAGCACCGAUCAACCGAGAAACACAAUCCCCGAGUUGACUGGGAACAUAGAGAGGUUACGUUCUCAAGAUGC